GCAUUUGUAUCGGUCCCCACCAGUCUCAGUGAUCUGCCAGCCGUCGCGAAGGUUGUGUGUGACGUUCUCUUACCUUCUCAUUAUUCUGUUACUUGCGUCGGCACGCGUCCGGGUUUCCUUUGAUAUUUUUUAUUUUUUAUUCAUUUCAAAUACGAUCUUUUCACUCCUUUUAAAUGCAAGUGUUUGCGACUUUCAUUCUAAAUGGGGUUUUGGUUGUUUGAUCUAUCACUCGGCAAUAUGUUUUUGUUCAAAUACGGAUAGAAAAAAAUGAUAAUAACACGUCCAAAAAAAUAUAGAUGAUAAUUAUUAUAACAAUCACACAAAAAAGGCCUUUACCCCCUGCCAACAGAUAGUGGCAUACAUCACCCUCUCCUUUUUUCACCUAUCGUAAGAUGGGCCAGUUAAGAGUUCCAAAGUGGCUACAGCAGAUAGUGGCUGUGACGGCGGUGGUGUGGUGCUUCGUGGACGCUUCCGCACAAACCGAGAGACAGGCUGAUGUUCCUGCCACAGAUAUCCUCGCUCGCUACCCUGGACAGGAUGAUUAUGUCAGU
Penaeus monodon (black tiger shrimp) is the source of this 551-nucleotide messenger RNA. RefSeq lists its product as uncharacterized. Lineage: Eukaryota; Metazoa; Arthropoda; Malacostraca; Decapoda; Penaeidae. The record is from RefSeq and is a predicted model, not a curated record.